This is a messenger RNA of Mus musculus (house mouse), 446 nucleotides long. RefSeq names its product predicted gene 9631. Lineage: Eukaryota; Metazoa; Chordata; Mammalia; Rodentia; Muridae. Bases 97 to 405 code for a protein of 102 amino acids. The transcript is spliced from 3 exons. The record is from RefSeq and is a predicted model, not a curated record.
UAGUCGCUGAGAGGCUUGAAUGGGCCUGUGUGCUGUGCUCCUUGUUCUGCGGCUGGAUGCUGUGGACUGUGCUUAGGCAAGCUCCGAAGUUGCGACAUGGAUGAACUGACCUAUGAUGAUGUGCAUGUGAACUUUACUCGAGAAGAAUGGGCUUUGCUAAAUCCUUCACAGAAGAGUCUCUACAAAGAUGUGAUGUUGCAGAUCUAUAGGAACCUCAAUGCUGUAGGCAUGAAAGAAGUUGUAAUGGAGAGAAAACCCCUGGAAAUACUCACUGUGGUAAAGCCUUUGCAUAUCACAGUUAUCCUCCAAGGCAUGAAAGAAUUCGUAAUGGAGAGAACCUCUAUGAAGGCAUUCAGUAUGGUGAAGCCUUUGUACAUCACAGCAGUCUCCAAAUGCAUAAAAUAAUACAUACUGGAGAGAAGCAAUACAAAUACAAUCAAUGUGAU